Molecule: messenger RNA, 279 nt
Organism: Striga hermonthica
Lineage: Eukaryota; Viridiplantae; Streptophyta; Magnoliopsida; Lamiales; Orobanchaceae
Source: the annotation of a GenBank genome assembly
CUCAUACACGCGCACCCCAGAGGCAAGCCAAACACAGUUGUCGAGACCUCGAAACAGAAGCACAUCGGCUUCCUUUUUAGUGGCAGUGGCCGACUCUUUGUCAACCGGCAGCGGCACUUCCGUUGUCCCUCUUUCAAACCUGAACAACCGCAACGCUCCUUGUCGGUUUCUUUUUCAAGUAGCAGCAGCCCCGUCUUCCGUCAACGGGCAGCCGACGAGUCAUAGACAACAGCAAGUAACCGGAGUCGAGAUAGUCUUGAACCCUAGAAGCGGCCGUGA